AUGACCAAGCCCGAAGCAAAAGACCUUUCCCACCAUUUGUCUUUAGAGGCGAAAUCUCGGAAGGCUUCUCCAUUAAAGACUGCUUUCAAAUACUUUGGACAGCCAGGAAUGACAUUCUUGGGUGGAGGAUUACCCUUGUCUGACUACUUCCCAUUUAAUAAAGUCACUGCAGAUAUUCCAACUCCUUCGUUUCCAAAUGGGAUAGGUGCAAAGAUCACAGAUAGUGAUAAGACGGUCAUUGAAGUGUUCAAGAACAAAGCUUUGAAUAAACCUAAUGAGAUUGAACUUUCAAGGUCAUUACAAUAUGGCUACACAGAAGGACAGCCAGAGCUUCUCAAAUUUGUGAAAGAGCACACCGAAGAGGUUCACAAAAUACCUUACUCUGAUUGGGAUAUACUUUUGUCUGUCGGAAACACUGAGGCAUGGGAUGCAACAUUAAGAACUUUUACUACGAGAGGUGAUACAAUUCUUGUUGAAGAAUAUUCCUUCAGUUCUGCUUUGGAGACCGCUUCAGCAUUGGGAGCUCAUACCUUCCCCAUCGCAAUGGAUGAUGAUGGUAUUAUCCCGGAGAAGCUCGCAGAGGUUUUGGCAAACUGGGUUGGGCCGAUGCCAAAGCUUUUAUAUACUAUCCCAACAGGCCAAAACCCAACUGGAUGCUCGAUUAGUGCCAAAAGAAGAAAGGCAAUCUAUGACUUGGCUGUCAAAUAUGAUUUCUUGAUCAUUGAAGAUGAACCUUACUACUUUUUGCAAAUGGAAACUUACACUACUGACAAAUCCGCAAGAGAAUCCAAGCAAAUUCACAGUCACGAUAAAUUCAUUGAAGCGUUGGUAGAUUCGUAUCUUUCUUUGGAUACCGAAGGUAGAGUUAUCAGAUUAGAUUCUUUCUCCAAGGUUCUAGCACCAGGACUUAGAGUAGGGUGGAUUGUCGGACAGGCUCAACUCAUAGAAAGAUACUUAAAAUUACACGAAGUCAGUAUUCAAUGUCCAGCGGGCCUUGCUCAAUCUUUAGUCAAUAGCUUGCUUCAAAGCUGGGGCCACAAAGGAUACUUGGAUUGGUUGAUCGGCUUGAGAGCUGAAUACACUCACAAAAGAGAUGUUGCUAUUGAUGCGGUUAUAGAGCACUGCCCCAAGGAUGUUGUCACAUUUGUUCCUCCCGUCGCAGGUAUGUUUUUCACAGUUUCAAUUGAUGCCUCAAAGCAUCCGAAAUUCAAAUCGGAUUUCAAUGAGGAUCCAUUGAAAGUGGAGAAUAGUCUUUUUGAAAAAUCUGUUGAACAUGGUACCUUAAUGAUUCCGGGGUCUUGGUUCAAAGUUGAAGCUUCUUCUUCUGAACCUCAAGAUCAUGUUCCUGAAAAUCCAGAGAAGAAAAAUGAAAUCUUUUUCAGAGGCACUUACGCCGCUGUACCACUAGACGAAUUGGCCAUUGGUAUCAAGAAAUUUGGAGAAGCUAUAAGAGCGGAGUUUGGUCUUUAA
Molecule: messenger RNA, 1470 nt
Organism: Priceomyces carsonii
Lineage: Eukaryota; Fungi; Ascomycota; Pichiomycetes; Serinales; Debaryomycetaceae
Gene: ARO8
Product: bifunctional 2-aminoadipate transaminase/aromatic-amino-acid:2-oxoglutarate transaminase
Exons: 1
Coding region: 1-1470 (489 amino acids)
Biological process (GO): L-tyrosine biosynthetic process; aromatic amino acid catabolic process
Molecular function (GO): aromatic-amino-acid:2-oxoglutarate transaminase activity; L-2-aminoadipate:2-oxoglutarate transaminase activity; pyridoxal phosphate binding
Source: RefSeq, a predicted model, not a curated record